ACCGGCAACCAUGGAUCUGCUUCCCCUGCAGUUUACCGCGCCUACUGUGAUUCCUUCAACUGACCUCACACGUCCUGUACCGUCUGUCACACUAACAGCGCAUGGCAGUAUCAGCAGAAUAAAGGUAACAGAGGCGCCACUGCAGAAAGAUAUUUGCGACGACCACGUCGAAGUGGAAGUCCAUUACUGUGGCCUGAACUUCACAGACCACUACUUGCGCUUGGGUAUAAUAAGGAACAGACUCUUCCCGGUUAUCAUGGGCAGUGAAUGUUCCGGCAUCGUAACACGCGUGGGCAAAGCAGUCACCGAUCUGCAGGCGGGCCAGAAAGUGCUCUGUCUGCAAAUGCAAGGUGGUCUGUUUAGGCAUGUUGUCCACGUCCAACGCAAGUACUGCUUUCUGCUGCCGGAAGAUAUUGGCCUAAAAGAUGCCGUCAGUCUUGGUCUAAACUUCGUUGUGGCCCACUUCUGCCUGUAUAAAUUCGGGUCCCUUGCGAACGCGGAGAAAGUGUUCAUGCAGUCGGUCGCAGGUGGUGUAGGCACGGCACUCGUCCAGCUUGCUCAGACAGUGGACAAUGUCGAAGUUGUAGGAACAGCUUCUGAAUCAAAGCACGAAAAGCUCCGUUCUCUUGGCGUGAAGCGGGUAUUCCGUCAUGAUGAAAACUAUGAAAAUGAAAUAUUGCAAGACUACCCUGAAGGUGUUGAUAUCGUGGUAAACACCGAUGGUGGAAGCGAUCUUGAGAAGUGCCUAAAAAUUCUACAGCCUGUCGGAAAGGUCGAACAGCACAGCUACAUACUCAAAAUAUACAUCAUGGGGGUUAAUGCGACCUAA
Schistocerca americana (American grasshopper) is the source of this 829-nucleotide messenger RNA. Its product is annotated as synaptic vesicle membrane protein VAT-1 homolog. The record is from RefSeq and is a predicted model, not a curated record. The transcript has 6 exons. Gene Ontology annotation, molecular function: oxidoreductase activity. Lineage: Eukaryota; Metazoa; Arthropoda; Insecta; Orthoptera; Acrididae. The coding region runs from base 11 to 829 and encodes 272 amino acids.